Messenger RNA from Nannospalax galili (Upper Galilee mountains blind mole rat), 3621 nucleotides. RefSeq names its product transforming growth factor beta receptor associated protein 1 (gene Tgfbrap1). Gene Ontology annotation, biological process: intracellular protein transport; autophagy; vesicle-mediated transport. The record is from RefSeq and is a predicted model, not a curated record. Lineage: Eukaryota; Metazoa; Chordata; Mammalia; Rodentia; Spalacidae. Gene Ontology annotation, cellular component: membrane; cytoplasm. The transcript is spliced from 12 exons. The coding region runs from base 21 to 2747 and encodes 908 amino acids.
CCCCAGAAUUCCCCCUAGGAAUGAAUACCCUGCAAAUAUGCUCCUCCCCUCGGGACUUCAUUCCUUCUGCGGCCUGGGCGAGCUUGGGCCUGGGGAGCGUCGGGCUGCUCGUCCACUGGCACACCGCAGUGCCGUUGGCAGCCCCGCCAGCAAAUCACCCAGUAGACAUGAUGAACAUCAAGGCCUUCACCUUGGUCUCUGUGGUGGAACGGGAGCUGCUAAUGGGAGACAAAGAGCAUGUCAGCAUCAAAUGUGUGGAGUGCUGCGGCAGAAACCUCUAUGUUGGCACCAAUGACUGCUUUAUCUACCACUUCCUGCUGGAGGAGAAGGUUCUGCCUACAGGGACAGCUACAUUCACUGCCACCAAACAGCUGCACAGAUACCUGGGCUUCAAGAAGCCUGUGAACGAGCUGUGUGCAGCCUCAGCCCUCAAUAGGUUGCUGGUGCUCUGUGACAACUCCAUAACUCUGGUCAACAUGCUGAACCUAGAGCCAGUCCCUUCAGGGGCCCGUAUCAAAGGGGCCACAGCAUUUGCACUGAAUGAGAACCCCGUGAAUGGGGACCCUUUUUGUGUGGAAGUGUGCAUCAUCUCUGUGAAGCGCAGGACCAUUCAGAUGUUUCUGGUGUAUGAGGACCGCGUACAGAUUGUCAAGGAAGUAUCCACUCCAGAGCAGCCUCUUGCUGUGGCUGUGGAUGGUCACUUCUUGUGCCUGGCCCUGACCACACAGUAUAUCAUCCUGAACUACAGCACAGGCCUCUCCCAAGACCUGUUUCCUUACUGUAGUGAGGAGAAGCAGCCCAUCGUCAAGCGGAUAGGCAGACAAGAGUUCCUACUGGCUGGUCCGGGAGGCCUGGGCAUGUUUGCUACUGUGGCAGGGAUUUCCCAGCGUGCUCCUGUGCAUUGGUCAGAGAAUGUGAUUGGGGCAGCUGUUAGCUUCCCGUAUGUCAUAGCACUUGAUGACGAAUUCAUUACGGUUCACAGCAUGUUGGAUCAGCAGCAGAAACAGACCCUACCCUUUAAGGAAGGUCACAUCCUACAGGACUUUGAAGGAAGAGUGAUUGUUGCCACAAGUAAAGGAGUUUACAUCUUGGUUCCAUUACCUCUGGAAAAACAAAUACAGGAUCUGUUAGCAAGCCGGAGAGUAGAAGAGGCUUUGGUCUUGGCCAAAGGAGCCAGGAGGAACAUUCCAAAAGAAAAAUUUCAGGUAAUGUACAGGAGGAUUCUGCAGCAGGCGGGCUUUAUACAGUUUGCACAACUUCAGUUCCUGGAAGCCAAAGAGCUCUUCAGAAGCAGCCAGCUGGACGUCCGGGAGCUGAUCUCUCUCUACCCCUUCCUGUUGCCCACCUCCUCUUCAUUCACCCGGUCUCACCCUCCUCUUCACGAGUACGCAGACUUGAACCAGCUGACCCAAGGUGACCAGGAGAAGAUGGCCAAGUGCAAGCGCUUCCUCAUGAGCUACCUGAAUGAAGUCCGCAGCACGGAGGUAGCGAAUGGCUACAAGGAAGACAUUGACACCGCCCUGCUCAAGCUGUAUGCGGAGGCCGACCAUGACAGCCUGUUAGACCUCCUGGUCACCGAGAACUUCUGCCUGCUGACGGACAGCGCUGCCUGGCUGGAGAAGUACAAAAAGUAUUUUGCACUUGGACUGCUCUAUCAUUACAAUAACCAAGAUGCUGCUGCGGUUCAGUUGUGGGUGAACAUUGUGAAUGGGGACAUCCAGGACUCCACACGCUCAGACCUGUAUGAAUACAUCAUUGACUUUCUUACCUACUGCUUAGACCAAGAGUUGGUGUGGACCUAUGCUGACUGGGCGUUGCAGAAAAGUGAGGAGAUUGGAGUUCAAGUUUUUACCAAGAGACCUUUGGACGAGCAGAAGACUAGUUUUAACCCAGAUGAUAUUAUCAGUUGCCUUAAAAAAUACCCUAAAGCCCUGGUUAAAUAUCUGGAACAUCUUGUUAUUGACAGGAAACUGCAGAAAGAAGAGUACCACACCCACCUGGCUGUGCUCUACCUGGAAGAGGUGCUGCAGCAGAGGGCGCCCACCAACCAUAAGGAUACAGAAGCCACUGAGACACAGACCAAACUCCGCAGCCUGCUCCAGAAGUCUGACUUGUACCGAGUCCACUUGUUGUUAGAGAAGAUCCAGGGAGCUGGCCUGCCCAUGGAGAGCGCCAUCCUCCAUGGCAAGCUAGGGGAGCAUGAGAAGGCCCUGCACAUCCUGGUUCACGAGCUGGGGGACUUCUCUGCUGCUGAGGACUACUGCCUGUGGGGAUCCGAGGGUCAGGGUGCACCCUGCCGCCAGCACCUUUUCCACACGUUGCUCGCCAUGUACCUCCAUGCCGGCCCCUCUGCUCAUGAGCUGACCGUGGCUGCUGUGGACUUGCUGAACCAUCACACCAGGGAGUUUGACGCCACCCAGGUCCUACAGCUGCUGCCUGACACCUGGUCAGUGCAACUUCUCUGCCCGUUCCUCACAGGGGCCAUGAGGGACAGCAUCCAUGCUAGGAGGACCACACAGGUGGCUCUUGGCCUGGCCAGGUCAGAAAACCUGGUCUACAUGUAUGAUAAGAUAAAGCUGAAGGGAAGCUCAGUUCAUCUCUCAGAAAAGAAGCUUUGCCAGCUCUGCCAGAACCCUUUCGGUGAACCUGUGUUUGUCAGAUACCCAAACGGAGGGCUUGUACAUACCCACUGUGCCUCCAGCAGACACGUGACACCCAGCUCACCCAGCCCUGGCACCCGGACUUGAAAAGCACAGCUCCAGGGUGCUAAGGGGAUUUGGAAUUCUUUUCCAAGCCUGCUUUGUGCCAGCCAGGACAAAGGGGAGGCAUCUGGAUGCUAAGGAGGUGCCAUCCCUAGAAACAAGGGCAUCUCACAGCUGACUGCUCUUUGUGUGAAUGUAAAUGGAAAAGGUCUGAAGAUUCCAAGGACAGUAGAGACAGGAAUCUACCUGUCCAGUUAACUGUCAUCUAAAGCACAAACCAACUUGGAAAGGAUGUUGUCUGAACAACCCAGACACAGGUGGGAACUCUACCUACCCCACCUUCAGACUGUGUACACUGGACAGGUGCUGCUCCAUGGGUCUGGAGAUGGGACCCAUCUGGCUCAAGCAAGUGUCCAGGGUGCAGAGCUCUGAGGAGGUGCGUUCGUCAUCCACACAGGUUCACCGUUUGUCCCUAAAGCAGACAGUUUUUGUUCCUUCUUCCCAUCCAGCUGUCAACCUCUGAAACCUUCUACCUGUUUACCUAAGCACUUACUUUGGGGUAAAGUCCUGGGCUGCCUAGUAGAUGGAGAUCCACUUAGAAACUUAAAGCUUGAAGCAGGGGGCCAGCAAGAUGGUUCACUUGCCACUAAACCUGAUGACCUGAGUUCAGUCUCUGGGAUCCACAUGUAGAAGGAAAGAAACAACUCCCACAAGUUGUCCUCUCACACACACACACACACACACACACACACACACACACACAUACAUACAUGCUCAUACACAUACACAAAUAUUUUUUAGAAAGAAGAGAAGAAGGAAAAAAGAGCUCUAUGUGGGAAUCUACUUUGCCCAUCCUGAAGACUGCAACAGGAAGGAUGACCUGGGCUGGUGAGGCUGGGGGCUGUUCCUGUCCACCCAU